Physella acuta is the source of this 1422-nucleotide messenger RNA. Its product is annotated as putative ankyrin repeat protein RF_0381. Lineage: Eukaryota; Metazoa; Mollusca; Gastropoda; Physidae. The record is from RefSeq and is a predicted model, not a curated record. Gene Ontology annotation, molecular function: protein binding.
AUGACUGAUUUAAAUGGUAAAGAUGUAGAUGUAUUACUUAAUGCUUCUCGCUGCGGAGACAAUAAAACUGUAGACAUUUUAAUCGCUAGAGGGAUUAGCGUUAAAGCAGUAAAUGAUAAUGGAAUAAAUGCAUUAAUGUUUGCCUCAUCAAGGGGAAACGAUACAACUGUAGAUUUGUUAAUUAUUAGGGGUAGUGAUAUUAAAGCUGUAGAUAAAAAUGGAAAGAAUGCAUUAAUGUACGCAUCUGAGAGUGGAAAUGAUAAAACAGUAGAUUUGUUAAUUAAAAGGGGGAGUGAUGUUAAAGCUGUAGAUAAAUAUGGAAAGAAUGCAUUAAUGUACGCUUUAGGUAGAGGACAAGAUAAAACUGUAGAUUUGUUAAUCAAUGGGGGGAGUGAUGUUAAAGCUGUAGAUACAUUUGGAAAGAAUGCAUUAAUGUACGCUUCUGAGAGUGCAAAUGAUAGAAUAGUAGAUUUGUUAAUUAAUAGGGGUAGUGAUGUUAAAGCUGUAGAUAAAUAUGGAAUGAAUGCAUUAAUGUACGCUUCUCAGAAUGGAAAUAUUAAAAUAGUAGAUUUGUUAAUUAAAAAGGGGAGUGAUGUUGAAGCUGUAGAUAAAAUUGGAAAUAAUGCUUUGAUUUGGGCUAUCAAAUGGGGAAACGAUAAAACUAUAGAUUUGUUAAUUAAUAGGGGUAGUGAUGUUAACGCUGUAGAUGAAAAUGGAAUUAAUGCAUUAAUGUACGCUUCAGAGAGAGGAAAUUAUAAAACAGUAGAUUUGUUAAUUAAUAGGGGUAGUGAUGUUAAAGCUGUAGAUAAAUAUGGAAAGAAUGCAUUAAUGUACGCUUCUGAGAAUGGAAAUGAUAAAACAGUAGAUUUGUUAAUUAAUAGGGGUAGUGAUGUUAAAGCUGUAGAUAAAUAUGGCAAGAAUGCAUUAAUGUACGCUUCUGUAAAUGGAAAUGAUAAAACAGUAGAGUUGUUAAUUAAAAAGGGGAGUGAUGUUAAAGCUGUAGAUGCAUUUGGAAAGAAUGCAUUAAUGUACGCUUUAGAAGAGUGUCAAGAUAAGACUAUACAUUUUUUAAUGAAAAGUCGGUUUGAUAUCAGUUCUCAAGCUAAACUUAUAAUUCACCAAGACAAAGUCUCCAAGCUUUUGAUCAAAUCUGGAGCUGAUGUUAACAUUAUUGACGAAAAUGGGUGGAGUGCGUUGAUGUACGCUGCCAAAAGUGGAGCUCAGCAAACAGUUAAGCUCUUGGUGGAAUCUGAUUGCAAUGUUCUAGCUGUGAAUAAAGAUGGAAACAAUGCAUUAGCUAUAGCGUCAAAAUAUGGCUACAAAGAUAUUGUUGAGUUUUUGAGCUCCUUGCUCAACACAAAUGUCAUUGUUGAAACUAAACAAUACGCGGGUCGUGUUAAGUCUUUGGUAAGUAGACUAUAG